Molecule: messenger RNA, 1008 nt
Organism: Papaver somniferum (opium poppy)
Lineage: Eukaryota; Viridiplantae; Streptophyta; Magnoliopsida; Ranunculales; Papaveraceae
Exons: 1
Coding region: 1-1008 (335 amino acids)
Source: RefSeq, a predicted model, not a curated record
AUGGAUUCUGGUUCUAAAACCACUCCAAUUAAUGAAUAUCAUGGUGAAAAAUUAAGAUUUUCAGUUGAAAAAAAUGUUCCGUCAAUAAAUUUACCUGAUGAUUUAUUUGAAGAAGCUUUAAAUCCUUGGAAGUUUUCACUUAUUGGAAGAUUAAAUUUACAAAAUACAAAGUUUAUCGAUGCUUCUAUGAUUCUCAAACAACAACGGAAACUCGUUGGGGAUUGUAAACUCAUUCCAUUAGGUAAAUAUUUUUUCACCAUCAAAUUAGAUAAUGAAACUGAUCGAAAUUAUAUCAAAGCUGGGCAAUGGGAGGUCAAUUAUCAAAUUCUCAGAGUUAGAAAAUGGGUAUCAAACUUUCGUCUUGCAAAUGUCAGAAUUUCUAAAGCUCAAGUAUGGAUUCGAUUCCCAGGUUUAGGACUUGAGUUAUGGAAAGAAAAUUUUUUAUUUGAGAUCUGUAAGGAAAUUGGAACUCCAAUCAAGAUUGAUGUAGCUACUACAAAAUGUGAAAUUGGGUAUUAUGCUAAUGUAUUGGUUGAGGUGGAUUUUACUCAAUCAAUACCUAGCAAAAUUUGGAUUAACACAAAAUAUGGAGGUUUCUUCCAGGAAGUAUUAAUUCAUAAUUGUCCAAAGUUUUGCACCACCUGCAAAAUAAUUGAUCACUCAAUUACUGAGUGUUAUGUGGAAAGGAAUAAAAACAAAACUCAUGCUCCUUCUUACAGAGAAGUUUCACACAAAAACAAAUCAUAUGAUGUUCCUUUUGAUAUAUGUGAUCCUGCUGCCAGAGAGGAAGACUCAUUAAUAAAUUCAAUUGAAACAACAACAAUUAUUAGUUCAUCAGUAGAAAUUUUUUCUCCUGAGACUGGCAGGUUUGAUUCUCUGGUGAAUGAGCAGCCAGAAGAAGAGUCAGUUAUUAUGGAAGUACCAAAAUUUUUGGAAGUAGCAGAACGAAAUUCAGUGCAGAACAGUGUUACCAAAUUUGUUAAUGGAAGUAAUGGAAAGGUGACAUAA